This is a messenger RNA of Cyprinus carpio (common carp), 5842 nucleotides long. Its product is annotated as solute carrier family 24 member 3. NCBI's taxonomy places the organism in Eukaryota, Metazoa, Chordata, Actinopteri, Cypriniformes, Cyprinidae. Gene Ontology annotation, cellular component: membrane. Gene Ontology annotation, molecular function: calcium, potassium:sodium antiporter activity; calcium channel activity. Gene Ontology annotation, biological process: intracellular calcium ion homeostasis; calcium ion transmembrane transport. The record is from RefSeq and is a predicted model, not a curated record.
CUCUCUUUCUCUCUCAUUGCAUGGACUUCAUCCUAGUGCACCAUUAGAACAGAUGCGUUCCAGUUUCUCCGUCUCUCUCUCUCUCUCUGACUGCGUUCACUUCCUUACUUUCACCCCUCCCUCCCUCUCGAGUUCUCUCCUCCUCUACAUCCUCGAUCUCUCAGCAGCAGCAGUUUGUGUCCUGAGAGAACUGGCACCAAACUGACGCAUCCAUGGGGCGCGCGCUGCAUCUUUAUUUCACCACAUUACAAUUUGAAGUCAUAUAGGGUAAAAAUUCACGUCAACGCAGCAAACACACACUAGAGUCGUUCGGCGUUUCAUCUUCCGGCUUAAAACUCUCAAUCGCACCAUAUCUGUGACAUUUGUAGCUGUGUUGAGCUGUGGUGAUGGAUGGGGAUGCGUGUGUUCGCGUGUGGACUCGACCGCUGCAAGUGAUGCUCCAGCAGAAGAAGAUCAAAGCGCGGAGGAAAAAGCGUAAGGAGUUGUUCGGAGGACAGAUGUGCUUCAUGGGGUUGCUGCUGCUGGCGGUGUCCGGCUUGUCCAGUUUGGCCGAGAAUUCCGGUUAUGGCAUCUCCAGUCUCUCAACUGAAGAUAGUGAGAGGUGGGAAAGCCGCAGGCUGCUGCAGGACUUUGACAUUGACAGCAACUACACUGAUGAAGUGCAGGUUGGGCCCAAUGCUGAAAAGAACUGCACACCACCAGGUGUACAUGAGUUCCCUGAUGAUAUCUUCACCAACCAGGAGCGAAUGGAGGGGGCUGUAGCCUUGCAUGUUCUGUGUGCCAUGUAUAUGUUUUACGCACUGGCACUGGUGUGUGAUGACUACUUUGUGCCCUCUCUGGAGAAGAUCUGUGAGCGCCUCCAUCUCAGUGAGGAUGUAGCAGGAGCCACGUUCAUGGCAGCAGGAAGUUCAGCUCCUGAACUCUUCACCUCGGUUAUAGGUGUAUUUAUCACUAAAGGAGAUGUGGGAGUGGGCACAAUCGUGGGUUCUGCUGUCUUCAAUAUCCUCUGCAUCAUCGGAGUGUGUGGGAUAUUUACUGCACAGGCAGUACGGCUCUCGUGUUGGACGUUAAUGAGAGACUCAGCAUACUACACUAUCUCAGUGACCACUCUGAUCGUGUUCAUCUAUGAUGAGAAGGUGACAUGGUGGGAAUCGCUCAUCCUAAUAGUACUGUACAUGUUUUACAUUAUAUUAAUGAAAUUUAACUCGCGGGUGGUUCAUUACAUCGAGCGGCGGAAAAAGAACUCAGCAAAUCUGGGUAAUGGCACAGCCAGUAACACAGACAUCGACGAUGGGUGCGAUGCCACUGUCGUGCUUCUUAAGAAAGCAAAUUUCCACAGAAAGCCAUCAGUGCUGAUGGUGGACGAACUCUUGUCUGCAUACCCUCAUCAGCUGUCCUUCUCUGAGGCCGGAAUGAGAAUCAUGAUCACCAGCCACUUCUCCCCUCGCACACGCCUCACGAUGGCCUCCAGAAUGCUUAUUACAGAGAGGCAGCGUCUGAUAAACAGUCGUUUCAGUAACGGGGAUUCAGAGGUGACUGUAAAGAUCCCAGGAAAGCGUGGGGUGGAAAAUGGGCUGACAGGACCGGACCGAGGCCUGAAUGGGCGAAAGGGAGGUCACCAUGAUGAUGACAGGGGAGGAGCUGAAGCCAGCACUGACACCGAAAACGAGAAUGAGGACAAUGAAAACAAUGAGAACGAUGAGGAGGAAGAGGAGGAAGAUGACAACGAAGGACCCUAUGUACCAUACCGCUGCCCUGGUGGGGGCUUUAAUAAGCUAAAGUGGCUGCUGGCCUGGCCACUGAGUCUGCUGCUGUUCCUCACCGUGCCCAACUGUUCCAAGCCUCGCUGGGAGCGCUGGUAUAUGGUCUCGUUCAUCUCCUCCACCCUCUGGAUUGCUUUCUUCUCUUACAUCAUGGUUUGGAUGGUCACAGUGAUCGGUUACACUAUGGGCAUCCCUGAUGUCAUCAUGGGCAUCACUUUCUUGGCUGCUGGGACCAGCGUUCCUGACUGUUUGGCCAGUUUAAUUGUCGCACGGCAAGGAAUGGGUGACAUGGCUGUGUCUAACUCCAUUGGUAGUAAUGUGUUUGAUAUCCUGAUUGGACUUGGUCUGCCCUGGACCCUCCAGACUUUAGCCAUCGACUAUGGCUCCACAAUUCACCUGAACAGUAAAGGCCUGAUUUUCUCAGUUGGGCUGCUGCUAGCAUCUGUGUUUCUCACGGUUCUCGGUGUGCAUUUGAACAAGUGGAAGCUAGACAAGCGUUUGGGUUUCAUUUGUUUGCUGAUGUAUGCUGUCUUCCUGUGUUUCUCCAUCCUCAUCGAGUUUAACAUAUUCACCUUCGUCAAUCUGCCCACAUGCCGCGAGGAAUGAGAUGGUUCCUUUUCCCAGCCCUCCCUCCUUGACCUUGUGAGGACAAUGGCACAAGUCCUCGAUCAGAGGCAGACCGGCUCUCGUUCUGAAGGAAUAUUUAUUUAUUGAUCUAGCUGAUCCUUUAUCGAUCCUCUCUUGUUCUUUCCAAAUGGGUGCAAUAUUGACGGAGUCUCUGGAUCUGUGGUGUUACAAGAGGAGAGAGAGGAUGUGUGUGAAGAAUGGUCCCGUUGACUGAUAUAUAGACUGUUCUAACGGGACAGGAACGUGGUAAAUGAAGACUACUGCCUGGUUUGAUGUGAAUACUUUUUUCUUUUUCAAAAUAUUUUGCAUAUUACAUAUAUAAAGAAUAUGAUGUAAAUGUAUUUUAUGAUGGUAUUUGUUUUAUUAGCUGCUAAUUUACUGAAGAAGAGGCUGGACUUAUUAAUGUCGGUAAAAAUAGAGAUUUAUGAGGGUUCGUUAUUUUGCUGAAAGGUACUGGUGACCUCUAGGAAAUACUUGUAUACAGUCUUCUUUUUAAUUUGGGCAUUACCAAGUCGUCACCUUCAUAUUACAAGAAUGAUCUGGACGUCAGGGUCAUUAGUGUCUACAUUUUUCAGAUGAGAAUAUGUUUACGGUGCAGAGGAGGUAAUUUAACCGAAAGGUUUAAAAUCAAAUUUUAGUCAAAAAAGAGAGAAACAGCGGGCAUUUGUUUGCACCUGUGUAGAAACACAUGUUGGAACGCUACUACCAACAUAUUUAUGUUUAGUGAGACAAUAUUCUUGUGUGAUAUAUGGCUUUCUAUAGAUGUGUUUCAGAAUUUUCCUUUCUCUUUAACACUCUGUAUAUACUGAAACAGAGAAAGGUUUAUUUAUUAAUUUAUUGAAAACUAUUUAUGCAUAUUACUUUCCUAUGACGUACUGAAACAAAACCAACCCACAGCUGUCCCAAAGAAGAGACCGUUCUGGAGUUUCAGCCAGGCUGCGCCGUUUUGUCUUUCAGAGCUUAUGUGUCAGCCUUUUCUACUGGAUUCCUUCUCCUUCAUCUCUGAAUAUUAUGCACCCUAUUAGAUGCACCUUUGACUUGAUGCGUAAAACAGUUUCUACUAUUUGAUAUCGGUGUGACAUGACAGAGGUAAUAACUGUAAAGAUUUUUUGAACACUCAAAACACUCAAAGCAAGUAAGGGAAAAUAUAUAGACCGAUAUAUAUUUUAUACUUAAUUGUUGACAUUUAAGAUCGGUCCAUUCCCUUUUUAGAGUGAAUGGAGUGAGUGAGCCACAAACCUAAGAAGCUGAUUAGCAGGAACAUGUCCUGGUAAAAUGAAGCUAAUGUUGAUAAGACUGUUUCAAAGUCAAAGCUUAGAUGCUCUAGAAGAGCUCAAGUCAUUUUUCUCUUAGCAUGCUGCUCUUAUCUUAGAGUUUAUCCAGGAAUUUUGGAAGUAACCUCUCAGCAGAACAAGGAUCAGAAUUCAUUUCCAAGGAUGCAGUUAAUAAUAUGGAUUUUUUUUCAGGAGUUCUCUAUGCUGAUGUGUCUGGGGCUCAUUUCUUGCUCUUCUUUUAGAAGGACUAUUUAAAUACUUUGUUUUGUAUGCCUCUGGUUCUGGGGAUUUGAAAAAGACACCGCCAUAAUGCAUCACAGCUGUAAGCUUUUAACUGUGGCACAAUAUGUGGAUGCGUGGACUUUUUCUCCUAACAGAGGUUUUUUAGUGAGCUGACAAAGUAGCGAUUCUAUGGACUGUUUUAGUCUAACUUAGCAACUUCAUGCAGGUUUUCUAGUCUGAAGGCACAUUGCAGGGAAAUGUUGUGUUUUAUGCACUGGUUGAUACUGCGUGUCUAAUUGUUUGUCAUAUUUUAAGAAUAGAAUUUAGAUGACUUAGAAACAUAUCCGGAAGAGUAUUGCAGCAAAGUAUUUUUUAUCACAAAAGUAACUUUGUAUUUUGUAACGCAAAAUGUUUAGAAAUGUUUUCUGCUUUUAAAAGUCUGUAGAGUGUGCUUCAAGUGAAUCUGCAUAUUCUUUAGAUUAUAAAAACGAAUUUGUCAGCUUACUGUCAGAGUGCUUUUAGCAUGUUUAAAAUCAGAGGUCACACUUUGUAGAGCAUUCUUUUCAAUGAUGUAAAAAAAAAGAAGAAAAAAAGAUAAUUUGUCCCUAGUUUAACAGAUUAUAUUAGCAAAUACAGUAUGAACAUUUGGUUUUCUGUAUCACUCAUAGUAGACAUUGAGGCCUAGUUUACUUUCCAAAAAUGCAACAGCAGGUCUAGGGUUUAAGCAAUGUGAUAUUCCUGAUAAAUAUAAGCUAGUUGUAAUCCAAGUAGAGCGUACAAGCUGUGUUUGGAUGCUAAAGAUCAUUAGUCUAUAAUUUCUUUUUUGUAAAGCAGGGUAUUAUAAGAAAGACAUCAGGAAAGCAGGGUUUAAUGAAAGUUUUGUUUAUGAAAUGCAAUAAUGUUUAGAUUAAUUAAUUACUGUGUUUGCAUUUUUCUUGUAAAUUCUAAACAUGACAAAUCACAUUCUUUGAAUCAUAUAUAUAUAUAUAUAUAUAUAUAUAUAUAUAUAUAUAUAUAUAUAUAUAUAUAUAUAUAUAUAUAUAUAUAUAUAUAUGCUAUGUAAAUAAUUCAGUUUGUGCACUCUAUGCUCAAUAUUAAGGAUAGUAAAAAGAGCCUUUGAGAUGCAACUAAAUUGGCUUUCACUCCAAAAUGCUUCAAAAUCUAUGAAUACUGCUACUUACAGAUUGUGGGAUAUUAAUGCUUAUGUUUAUGGUUGCAAAACAUACAGAUAAAUGCUAUUUGGUCAUCAUCACAUCUGGAAAUCAAAGUGCUGCUGUUCAUUUGUAUGCACAAAUUUAAUAAUAAUAAUAAUAAUAAUAAUAAUACUGAGGGCAUGCACAACCAAUUAGUUUCCUUCAGAUUUCCUUUUUCUUGUCUGCUGAUAUUUCUUCAUGGAUUCAGGCAUAUUUGAAUAAAAAAUGUGACUUUUACAGGGUGAUGCAUUGCUGAUGUACAUAAUUAUACAUACAUGAAAAUGUCUUCAUAUUUUUGUCUUUGCCUGUAUAUCCGUUGACUAUAUUUUCAUACAGUAGAUACUGUACAGUGUUUGGGUCCUUUAUUUGUUUAUUAUAUUUUUGUUGUUGUGUUGAGGGUUUGAUUAAACACCCUUGGUUUGCUAAAUCGCAUGGGAUAUUUUAAUAUAAGGAGUUAUUUAUGUUCAUUACUAUUACACAUUGUUGAGCACUGGACGGACAGCAGUGGAAUUAGACCUCUUAGAUUAUUGCAUGUUUUCUUUUUCUUUCUUCUUUUUUUUUCAGUGGAAACUGCUGGGCUUUUGAUUCUCCAAUGAAAGCAUAAAGUAGAUAUUACAUUCAAAGUAACUGAUGUCUUCUGCAUUUCAGGAGUCAUAAAAAGAAUGGUGGUUGGCUUUAUGUACUAAAAUAUUUUGUUCAGGUGUUUCAGUUUCAAUACAUUUUUGCUACUUGAGCAUAAUAAAAAGAUCUUUGCUGAGGUAAA